UCGCGACGCGACUCGCGGGACGGAAGCCCUAGUUUUUUUCCUUGCGUUAUUCCACCCCCUUCCUUCCUACCCCGCGCCUCCGCCCCAUCCUCCACCCUGCGCCCCCGCCUCCGCCGCGCCAUGUACCCAAGCCCGUACGACGGUUCCGGCGCCGGAGGAAAGAUCCGGCGCCGCCCGCACCUCCGCGCCGCCUCCACGCCCUACGAACGGCCCCCCGCCGCCGCGGCGGCGCACCGCCUCGCGGCCGCUGCUGCAGCGGCUUCCGCAUCCUCGGAGCCCGGCGGGGAGCGCGGCGGCGGGGGCGGUGGCUGGGUGUCCCGGCUGGUGGACCCGGCCUCCCGCCUCAUCGCGGGUGGCGCCGCGCGCCUCUUCGGCUCGGUGUUCCGCAAGCGCCUCGCCCCGCCGCCGGCCCCUUCUCCGCCGCUGUCGUCGCCUCCUGGACGAAACAAUGAGCCAAAACAGGGCUUACCUGAUUCAACACAUGUUACCAGAACAUUUCAAAACUCAAUGCAGGAUUCACUUCCAAUCCCAGAGGGUGGAAUGGAGAAAGGGAAGAGCAUAGUUGACACAUCAGAUGUCAAAGCAAUGUCUGAAGUAGAGCACUUGUUAAUGCGAAAGACAUUUACUAAGGUUGAGUUUGAUCGUCUUACAGACUUAUUGCGUGCAAGAACCAUUGAGUCUGAUCCACCUAAACCAAUUGUUUCUCGUGAGGAAAAGAAUGAAGAAAGUAUCAAAGUUGAUGGAAUUAGAGGCUCAGCGUUACGUCAUAUGGACCUAGAUGAUUCUCCUGCUGUUAAAGUACAUAAUCAUGGUGCUAGUUCUCCUGCAGAACUCGCGAAACAAUAUAUGAGCUCUCGUUAUUUGAGGGAACCCCAAUCCAGUAGUCUGCGGAGCCGAUUGUUUCUUGAGAAUAAAGGUGAAGCAAGCAACACUGUCAAUGAUAGGAGGUCUGUACCACCAAUUGUUCAGACACCACUUGAACUUCGGAAUGAAAACCCUGGUCUCCCUGUAAAUGGCUAUGUGACUUCGGGAUUACGUGGGCGUUCAGCGAUAUAUAGAAUGUCUCGCUCUCCAUAUUUUAAGGGUCAGAACUAUUCCAGUGAUUUGAACACGUCUUCAUUGUCCCAACGAUCACAAAGCUUGCAUGUUGGUGGCAGGCAGGUCUUGAAACGAAGCGGGGCUGAAUUAGAGAAUGAACUUGGAUCUAUAGGCCCCAUUCGUAGAAUUCGGCAGAAAUCAAAUAUGAUGUCUUCAUUUAGAGAUUCUCGUGCAAAUCCUAAAGGAAACCUUCUUACUAGCCAUAUAAGUAGUACUGAUUUCACUGAAGACGGUGCAUCCAUUCAGUCUCCGAGCUCAAAAAAAUUAUUGGUUGGGAGUAGUCAAUCUCUGCGACCCUUAGAAUCCCAAAAGAAUGAGGGAGAUGGUAAAUCUAGUGAUAGCAUUCCACCCAUACCAGCUCAAUCAAACAAGAUGGCUGAAAAGAUAUUUGAGCAGCUUAAUAUAAUAGCUCCAUCGCCAAAACAACAACAGUCUGUUACUCUGAAUGCUAGUAACUCUAUGUCAAAGAAACCUGUUUUUCAAGAUGCUGGGUCAAGCAGUAUGUAUAACCAAUCUAGUUCCCUGAAGUUUCAAGAUUUGGAUGGUGCAAAUGGACCCCAUGAUACAAACUUGAAUGGUUCCCUGCUGAAGAAAGACAAGCUAAAUAUAAUAAAAGACGGAUCGCCAAAAGCUGCCUUUUCUGAUAGACCUGCCCUUUUGGGGAACUCGGUUUCUGCUUCUAAAUCAUGGACGCCAGCCUUUAAAAUGGCUGUGAUAGAGGACUUACCAGAGUUGGAUGAUGAUCUGGAGGUCCUUAUUCAAUCAAGUAAGAUAGAGGUUGAAACAACUGAGCAGAAAAUUGAUUCAAAUAGAAAAGAACAGAAGGUUGAACAAAAUAUAUUAGAGCAAAGGGUUGAACCGAACUUGAAGAACAUUGCUGGUUCUACGAUUAGUGAACAGCCUGUAGCAUCACUGUCUAAAACUGUCACUUCAUCUGGUGGUUUAUUUUUAUCAAAUGAUCCUGGGAAGGCAGUUCCCAAAGCUUCUGUGGACAAUAAUACCGAAUUUGCAUUCUCAAAUGGGCCUCCUGGCACCCGCCCUGCAACUGGUGUAUCAGCAAUGCCACUUGCUUCAGUUAAUAACGAUAAACAGACUGGUGCUUCAAAUUUCAUUUUCGGCAUCAAGCAGCCAAUUACGUCAGAUUUUGAAACAUCAACUGCAAAAAACAAAUCAACACUCGGGCAGAGUGUCACCAAGCCCACAACAUUAGCCAGCACUAGUUCAGAGAGAGGUGAUAAAACAGAAAAAGCAGAAGAUGUAGCCAACCCAUCUGAGAAGGUGUUGCCUUCAGCUGCAUCAACAACACUGAAUGCACCUCUCCAUUUUACAUCUGUGGCAUCUACUUCGAGCCUGAGCAAUGGCUUGUCAUACUCACCACCAAAGCUCACAACUCCUCCACCUACUGAUAAACCUGCUAUCAGCUCAGCUGUUUCCACUUCCAUAUUUGCCGUAUCCAGUAGCAGUCCAGCUAUUUCAUCGUCUCCUGCAUUUACGGGAUUUAGUUUUUCUUCCAGUGCUCCGGUUGGAUUGUCAUUGGUAACAUCAGCUAAAUCUGAUGGCACAACUGCUGAAAAUAAGGCAGCUAGCACCUUAUCAUUUGGUAUAGGGGGUACAAAAGCUGAAGUGAAAUCUGUUGCACCAGAUGCAAGCAGCAAGGCAUCAUCGGAACUUUUUAUUUCACCUGUGUCAUCAAGUAUUGCAAGCUUUUCAAGUUCCCCCGCCACAUCUACGCCUACUUUCACCGCAGUUGCACCUUCAAGUGAUGCUGCUGGAAUAUCUGUGGCUGCACCAUCUAGUACUUCCACUGCACCAGGUUUACAGUCUGCUUCAACCCCUUCAUUUACAUUUCCGAGCUCUGGAAACAACCUUUUUGGGUUCAGCUCCCCAGCCCAAUCUACUGGCCUCAGUACAUCGUCACUUGCUGGUAGUACCUCUCAACCACCAGCUGCUAGCACACUCUUUGGUAGUAAGCCGACGCAGUCAGACGGAACAAUACAACAAACAUCCCAGAGUUCAAAACCACAAUCUGGCUCACCAUUCCCGGUCAUGACUCCUGGAGUUGGAGCAUCCUCGUCUGGACCUGGGACGCUAUCUUUUGGACUUGGAGCUUCCUCAACUGGUUCAGGCACUGCAUCUUUUGGUGUCGGAGCUUCAUCUUCCGCACCUGGAACUUUAUCAACUUUUGGUGCAGCAGCUCACUCUUCUGGACCUGGAGUUUUCUCUUUUGGGGCAGGAACUUCCUCAUCAGGACCUAGCACUGCCUCUUUUGGUGCAGCAACUUCCACAUCAGGGACUGGAUUUGGCAAUUCACCAUUUGGAACUGGAGCUACUUUUGCGAAUCCAUUUAGCUCUAGUUCAAGCACUGGGUUCACAUUUUCUUCACCUAGCUCUUCUGCUGGUGCAUCAACAGCGGCCAGUACGAGUGUAUUUGCCAGCACCUCUACAGCUUCUUCAGCCUCAGCUUUUAGCAACCCUUUUGGCUCAAGUUCAUCCCCACCCAGCACAUUUACAUUUGGGCAAUCAGGUUCUUCAGGCAACACUUUUGCAUUUGGAGCGCAGCCAGCUCCAACGUUCCCAUCUCAACCAUCACUUUUCUCAUUUAGUUCAGCCAACACUAGCAUGAAUUCGUCUCCACAGCCUGCAUUUGGAAUGAUAAAUACCAACACAGCCUUCAGCAUGGCUUCCCCCGGAAAUGAUCAGAUGAACGAAGACAGCAUGGCAGAUGACACUAGUCAGGCAGCACCUGCGCCAGCGCCAGUAUUUGGUUCAUCAUUUGGACAGCAGAACAACUCAUCUGCUGCCCCGGUAUUUGGUGCUCCCGCGGUCCAGCCAGGUGGUGUUUUUCAGUUCGGGGGCCAACAAGGUUCAGCACAGCAGAACCCGUCCUUCCCAGCUGUUGGCAGUCUAGAGUUUCAGGGUGGGAACUUUUCGUUGGGCAGCGGGGGUGGUGGCGGUGACAAGUCGAACCGAAGAGUGAUCAAGGUCAAAAGGACACCAAAGAAGAGAUAAGGCUCCAGCCCCAACUCGUCUGCCGAGGCGCUGCCCACCAGGCCGCGUCCCAAGGCGCCGCCGGUGAAGCGCGUGUCCAGCGCCGGGCUGCUGGUCGGCUCGGUGCUCAAGCGCAGGACGGAGAACCUUAAGGACAAGUACAGCCUGGGGCGGCGCCUCGGGCAGGGCCAGUUCGGCACCACGUACCUGUGCGUGGAGCGGGCCACGGGCAAGGAGUUCGCGUGCAAGUCCAUCCUGAAGCGCAAGCUCGUCACCGACGACGACGUGGAGGACGUCCGCCGGGAGAUCCAGAUAAUGCACCACCUGGCGGGCCACCCCAACGUGAUCUCCAUCCGCGGCGCCUACGAGGACGCCGUCGCCGUGCACCUCGUCAUGGAGCUCUGCGGCGGCGGCGAGCUGUUCGACAGGAUCGUGCAGAAGGGCCACUACACCGAGAGGAAGGCCGCCGAGCUCGCCAGGGUCAUCGUCGGCGUCGUCGAGGCGUGCCACUCCAUGGGCGUCAUGCACCGGGACCUCAAGCCGGAGAACUUCCUCUUCGCUGACCAGAAGGAGGAGGCCGCUCUCAAGACCAUCGAUUUUGGUCUCUCCAUUUUCUUUCACCCUGGUCAAAUAUUCACCGACGUGGUGGGUAGCCCUUACUACGUGGCACCAGAGGUGCUGAAGAAGAAGUACGGUCCAGAGGCAGACGUCUGGAGCGCCGGUGUGAUCAUCUACAUCCUGCUGUCCGGAGUGCCGCCAUUCUGGGCAGAGAACGAGCAGGGCAUAUUCGAAGAGGUUUUGCACGGGAGGCUCGACUUCGAGUCGGAGCCAUGGCCCAGCGUCUCCGAAGGCGCCAAGGAUCUUGUGAGGAGAAUGCUCAUCAGGGACCCGAGGAAGAGACUGACCGCCCAUGAAGUUCUACGGCAUCCUUGGGUCCAGGUUGGUGGUUUGGCUCCUGACAAGCCGCUGGACUCGGCUGUUCUUUCUCGCAUGAAGCAGUUCUCGGCCAUGAACAAGCUGAAAAAGAUGGCUCUCAGGGUGAUCGCCGAGAACCUGUCCGAGGACGAGAUCGCGGGGCUGAAGGAGAUGUUCAAGAUGAUCGACGCGGACAACAGCGGGCAGAUCACGUUCGAGGAGCUCAAGGUGGGGCUGAAGAAGGUGGGCGCCAACCUCCAGGAGUCGGAGAUCUACGCGCUGAUGCAAGCUGCGGACGUGGACAACAACGGCACGAUCGACUACGGCGAGUUCAUCGCGGCCACGCUGCACCUGAACAAGGUGGAGCGGGAGGACCACCUGUUCGCGGCGUUCCAGUACUUCGACAAGGACGGCAGCGGAUACAUCACCGCCGACGAGCUGCAGGUGGCGUGCGAGGAGUUCGGCCUGGGCGACGUCCAGCUGGAGGACGUGAUCGGGGAGGUCGACCAGGACAACGACGGCCGCAUAGACUACAACGAGUUCGUCGCGAUGAUGCAGAAGCCGCCGGCGGGUCUGCCCAACAAGAAGGCCGGCCUGCAGAACAGCUUCAGCAUCGGGUUCAGGGAGGCACUCAGGAUGGCCUGACCCUGAACAGCUGGUUGGCUGCCUGCCUGCCUGUAGAUGACGAACGGAGUUCCGAACUGGGUGAGUUCCAGUAGAGACGGCCCGAGGCGGGCUUGAGACGUGUACAUGUGCCAUGGAGGCAGAAGUUGGACUGCUCGGUUCCAAAACGGUUUUGUUUCAUGUCGCGUGCGCAUGUGCCAGCCAUGUCU
Molecule: messenger RNA, 5834 nt
Organism: Zea mays
Lineage: Eukaryota; Viridiplantae; Streptophyta; Magnoliopsida; Poales; Poaceae
Product: nuclear pore complex protein NUP1-like
Exons: 16
Biological process (GO): protein phosphorylation
Molecular function (GO): ATP binding; protein kinase activity; calcium ion binding
Source: RefSeq, a predicted model, not a curated record